Klebsormidium nitens is the source of this 1347-nucleotide messenger RNA. NCBI's taxonomy places the organism in Eukaryota, Viridiplantae, Streptophyta, Klebsormidiophyceae, Klebsormidiales, Klebsormidiaceae. The record is from the annotation of a GenBank genome assembly.
AUGAAGCCGGAAGACUCCCCGUGGCUGAAGGAGAUCCUGAACGAAGUCAACUCAACUGAUGAAGGCCGCAGGAUGUUUGCCGUUUGGCGUUUCAAAGAAACCCUACAGCAGUUUGUACGAGGAGGACCUGAGCGAACCAAGGCUGUAAAUGUUUCCAUCUUCCUGCUGACGCACGGGUUUGCGAAGGAGAUCCACAGGGGGCUCACAGAUGCAGUUCAGACCGGCCGGUGGUACUUUGUAGCAAAGGACUACUUUGAGGCGAUGGCUGUGACUGGAACACCUGAUUCUGGAGUGUUUAGCCGGGUCUCUAUCUAUGCAACAGCAAUCGAGGCUCUCAUAGUGGAUACCCGAACGCUCAGGUACCUGCUAGCAGAGAUGCCGGAUCUAUUUCAAGUCCUCCCCAGCCUCUUCUUGAAAGCACAAACCUUAUUCCCAGAAGAAGGCCGUCAGCCGAGUCCGGACUCCGAUCCAGGUCUGGUGACAAAAAAGAUGCUUCUAAAAGCUCUGGGGGCUCUCUUUCUCUUCGACACCAAAGGAAAACACGCAAAGAGAGUAGCAUCCUUUCCUGGAUUCACAUCGGGUCUCGUCAAGCUCGCCCUUGAAAACGUCGAAGAGGCGGGGGCUGUUGAUGUAGCGGUGAAAAUGCUUGACACCUUGGAGUGCUUCUUUGACAUCAAAGCCAUGUCGGACGACAUUCUAGGGCUGGUUGUCGAGCUUCUGAACCACGGAAUCAGACCGAGAACUAUCUACGACGCCUGCAGAGUGAUGAUUCGGCUCCUUGAAAGCUACGAGUCUCCUUUGGAAUUGGUGCCACAUCUGAUAACAAGGGAAAGCUCUUUGCGGAAUCCCUUCCUAGCAUUAGCGGUGUGUCACGAAGCGGAGCCUAUUAUCCGAGAGUACGCUCAAAUGAUGUCCUGUCUCUUUUGCGGCGAAGCGCUGCUUGAUUUACAACUACCAGUUGACGGAAGUAUUUCUCCUGACCUCGUGAAAGCACUGGAGCUGGUAGCAAUGAAGGAUGAAAAAGUGACGCAGAAGGCACGUCAGCUGACAGCGAUGUGGAAGACACCGCCUCAAGGCAGAGAACUGUAUCUCGGGCCCAUCCAGCCCCUGCCGUUGGAGAAGGGGAUGGCUGAGACAUUGCAAAAGCUGAAGAGCCUGGACAAGAAGCCGUGCAGAAAGUGCUCACGGGCUGGCUGUGAUCGAGUGGAAGCCUGUUACAAGGAGUUCAAGAUCUGCUCGGGAUGCAAGCUUGCUUGUUAUUGCAGCCGCGAAUGCCAGAAGAAUUCCUGGAAGGAGGGUCACAAGGAGGUCUGCCGGAGAGGAUCUAGAAAAGCGACGGGAUCAUGA